This is a messenger RNA of Cucurbita maxima (winter squash), 1758 nucleotides long. Its product is annotated as ankyrin repeat-containing protein At5g02620-like. NCBI's taxonomy places the organism in Eukaryota, Viridiplantae, Streptophyta, Magnoliopsida, Cucurbitales, Cucurbitaceae. The record is from RefSeq and is a predicted model, not a curated record. The coding region runs from base 106 to 1746 and encodes 546 amino acids. The transcript is spliced from 3 exons. Gene Ontology annotation, cellular component: plasma membrane. Gene Ontology annotation, molecular function: protein phosphatase 1 binding; protein phosphatase regulator activity.
CUUUGACGAAAAAUGAGGUUUUCCGAUCUGGGUUCUUCAGAAAAGGAAGAAAAGAGGCUAAUUUGGUGAUUGGAAUUGGGGGAAAAACAAAUUUCGUCGAUUCUGAUGUUGGAAACUGCCAGAACUCCGCCGCGGGCGGCGGAGAAAAGCUUGCCAAGGAAGAAGAUGACGAAGCAAUUGACCGGAAAAAGGGAUGACACUCCAUUGCAUACCGCUGCGAGAGCUGGAAAUCUAACGGCGGCGAUGGAACUUCUGACGAAAGCCGACGAGAUUGACUUGAGGGAAUUAUUGGCAAAGCAAAAUCAUUCCGGCGAGACGGCUUUAUACGUCGCCGCCGAGUACGGUUACGUCGAUAUGGUAAGAGAAAUGUUGAAAUAUUACGAUCUGGCUGACGCUGAGAUCAAAGCAAGAAAUGGGUUCGAUGCUUUUCACAUUGCAACAAAACAGGGCUAUUUGGAGAUUUUGAGAGUUCUAAUGGAGGUUCAUCCGGAAUUGGCGAUGACGGUCGACAUAUCGAACACGACGGCGCUGCACACGGCUGCAGCGCAAGGCCACACAGAGAUUGUGAAUUUUCUAUUGGAAGCCGGCAGCGGAUUGGCGACCAUUGCUAGAAGCAAUGGCAAAACUCCUCUGCAUUCUGCAGCUAGAAAUGGACAUGUGGACGUCGUUAAAGCGCUCAUCACGACGGAGCCGAUCAUCCCGACGAGGACCGAUAAGAAGGGGCAAACGGCGCUGCAAAUGGCGGUGAAAGGGCAGAACCUUGAGGUGGUUGAGGAGCUGAUCAAGGCGGAUUCGCGGUCUAUGAUUAUGGUUGAGAAUAAAGGCAAUACUGCCCUGCAUAUAGCUGCAAGGAAGGGCAGAACUGAGAUUGUUAAAAUGCUUCUCAAGCACAAUGAAACGAACACGAAGGCGAUAAACCGGUCGGGAGAGACUGCCCUUGACACGGCGGAGAACACCGGGAACUCCGAUAUUGCUCUGAUUCUAAAAGAGCAUGGUGUGCAGAAUGCCAAAGCAAUCAAACCAGUAGUGACAAAUCCAGCAAGGGAAUUGAAGCAAACCGUAAGUGAUAUAAAGCAUGAAGUUCAUCACCAACUUGAACACACUCGACAAACACGAAGACGAGUCCAAGGCAUCGAAAAACGCCUAAACAAAAUGCAUUCGGAAGGCCUAAACAAUGCCAUAAAUUCCACAACCGUGGUUGCUGUUCUUAUAGCCACAGUGGCAUUUGCAGCCAUAUUUACAGUCCCUGGUCAGUAUGUGGACGAUCCCGAAGACAUACCACCAGGCUUCUCGCUCGGUGAAGCAAACAUCGCAUCGAGAGCUCCAUUUAUAAUAUUUUUCAUCUUUGAUUCAAUAGCCCUGUUCUUAUCUCUAGCAGUUGUGGUAGUUCAAACAUCAGUUGUGGUUAUUGAAAGCCAAGCCAAGAAGCAGAUGAUGGCUAUUAUAAACAAGCUAAUGUGGCUAGCCUGUGUACUAAUAUCAGUGGCGUUCUUGGCGCUGUCGUUCGUGGUCGUUGGAGAGCGAGAGAGGUGGCUGGCGAUCGGAGUGACGCUCAUCGGAACCACCAUAAUGGCCACCACAUUGGGGACAAUGUGCUAUUGGGUGGUUAAACAUAGAAUUGAAGCAUCAAAUCUGAGGAGCAUAAGGAGGUCUUCAAUGGGGAACAGAUCCAAAUCCUGUUCCCGCUCUGUCAUGUCUGAUAUUGAGAUUCAUAACAAUGAGUUCAAGAACAUGUAUGCAAUAUGAAAUUAAAUUGUU